Pungitius pungitius (ninespine stickleback) is the source of this 2317-nucleotide messenger RNA. RefSeq names its product proteolipid protein 1a (gene plp1a). Gene Ontology annotation, biological process: central nervous system myelination; axon development. Gene Ontology annotation, cellular component: myelin sheath; plasma membrane. Bases 144 to 881 code for a protein of 245 amino acids. The transcript has 7 exons. Lineage: Eukaryota; Metazoa; Chordata; Actinopteri; Perciformes; Gasterosteidae. The record is from RefSeq and is a predicted model, not a curated record. Gene Ontology annotation, molecular function: structural constituent of myelin sheath.
CUGUCCAUUGUUGGUGGUGGUGGUGGUGGGGGGGGGUUGAGGUCGAUAUACGGGGGCCGGAGACCGGUUGCGCAUAUCAUCAAGAGGAGCAGCUGCGGUGCAGGCAGCAGAAGCCGACCAGACGUGAACGCAUCCUUCCAGACAUGGGUUGCUAUGACUGCUGUAUGCGCUGUUUGGGUGGGGUGCCGUACUGCUCGCUGGUUGCCACGCUGCUGUGCUUCUCUGGCAUUGCCCUCUUCUGCGGUUGCGGGCACCAGGCACUCACGGAGACGGAGAGACUGAUCGAGAACUACUUUGCCCGUAACCUUCAGGACUACAUCACCCUCGCCUACAUCAUCCAAUAUUUCCAGUAUGUCAUCUAUGGUUUGGCCUCCUUUUUCUUCCUCUACUGCAUCGUGCUGUUGGCUGAAGGCUUCUACACCACAAGCGCUGCCAAGCAAACCUUUGGAGAGUUCAGGAGCACCAUGUGUGGCCGCUGCCUCAGUUCCUCGUUUAUCGUGCUGACAUACGUCCUCGCUGUACUGUGGCUGUUGGUGUUUGCCUUCUCGGCGCUGCCCGUCUACUUCUUCUACAACAUGGAUGCCACCUGCCACACCAUCGAUGUUCUGACCGAGACGCCCGCGAGCAUCAACCAGCUCUGUGUCGACGCGAGGCAGUACGGGCUCCUGCCGUGGAAUGCGGUGCCGGGGAAAGCUUGUGGUAUGACUCUGUCCACGGUGUGCAAGACGAGAGAAUACCGAACGACCUACGACCUCUACAUUGCGGCCUUUGCCGGUGCGGGCAUCACUCUCCUGGCUCUGCUGACCUAUACUGUGUCAACCACCUAUAACUUUGCGGUGCUUCGGUAUCUGGGAAGAAAGGGCAUAGGUGCACGGUGUUAAGCUCCCCGGCUUCCUGGCGCUCUCCCAUCACCACUCCACCACCAACAUGGCGACGGCACCCAUUCUCGUUCACAUCUGCACGGAACCACGUGUGGUCACGGACUCGUAUUUUUACUUUUUUUGGGAUGAAUGAUGUUUGUUUUGUUGUUGUUUUUUUUCCUUCUUUUUGUCAUGUGCGGGUUGUGUACUGCUUUUACCUGCAGUCAGUCUUGUUUGAGUAUUUCUAAUGCCGUGUCCCCAAAAUAUUUGUAAACUACAAUUUCUUGCUGAGGCUGGUGUCCUAAAAUUAAUUUUUGCUUCCAUUUUCAUUCAAAAAUACAAAGAACCUUACUAAUGAAUUAACAUAUGUAAGAAAUGGCUGAAAAUGUGUGACUCGUGUGCUUCUAGACUGCAUCUGAUUAUAGGUUACCGUGGCUAACGUCACAUCUGGUCGCCAUAGUGGCAGCGAAAGCAUCCAUUUGCAGUCUCACCGUGACCUCUGGACUUUUCUCACGGGGUCGAGAAAAGCCUCAACAAUGAGUCACAUCUGCUCUAAAAUCUAGCCAAUCAGGAGCCACUUGUGGGGGGCCACCUGCGCUACCAGUCUUUCCCCAAGGGUUAUAUUACAUGUCAGGGGGGAGGGUCCUCCUGACAAAGGGCGGGUUGGACCCCUCCAAAGCCUCGGUGCGGUGCUUACGGGACAAUGCUGUUGCAUGACCCCCCCCACCUCCCUCCCAAUAAUGGAAGUGAUGGAUUCAGAGCGAGGGGACUGAAGACAUUUUAGAUGUUAAGUUGUUCCUUUCUGACAAAGGGACUUGUUUAGUUUUGAUCUAGAAAAGGUCUAAAAUAGUUUCAUCAUUUUGAGAUGGCAAAAGCACUGCGUGCGAACUUGUCGAGUGACUUUCUAUCAUUAGACUUAAACAUUGAGGUGUGGCUGUGCAUGACUGAGGUACUUUUAUAGAGCUAGGACAGCUUUGUUUUUAACUAAUCCUUUUGGGGAAUUUUGUCGUAGUUAUUGUAUAACAAACGCUACUUACUGUAGCUGAAUUGGCUAAUUUCUUUCGGUAUUACUAACUAUCUUUGACAGCAUUCUAAGUAGCUAUUUCAUUUGGUGAAACUACCAGCUGUGAGUGGAAUAUUUGUCAAAUGGCAGCUGGCUUUUUUUUUUUGUGUUUAUCAAAUGUGAUAAUAAAAAUAAGUGUUUGUGCACAGCGCCUCUGUAAACGUUUGUUCCUAGUUUAGUGUCAGGGUUUAAACCGGAGCACCAUCCCUGGCUUGCUGCCAUGUGCUUUGUAUUCUCUCCUCUGGUGUCCACAGGUGCACUGUUCCCUGCACUUGGCUGUGACCCAGUUGUACCUGAGGAGGCUGGGACACAUGGACAAGGACCGGAGAGGCUGCGAACUGUAUGGGACGGUGCGGAGGAACAGCGGGAGGACUCUGUGCUCCCCGUACCCUGC